UCACCGUUCGCGGUGCAUUAGGGGUUACAAAAUGGCUACCGUAUCUGCCAACCAAUGCUAACAAACAAGAUAUAAGUACAAACUCGUUACAUUUUAUUUCUCUAUUUUUCCAAAUCUUGCUAUAUCUGUGCAUAAACAUUUUCACACUUAUUUCCAGAAGCCAUGUCAACAAAAACAGAGUCCAGAGUGUCAAGCUCAAGUUCAAGAUCAGAAGAAAGGAGGAGAUCAAGCAGUAGAGGGCGUGAAAAAAGGAAACGAAAGCGAAGUCGUAGUAGAUCUUCAUCCUCUUCCAGUUCAUCCUCAUCAUCUUCCUCGUCAUCAGCAUCGUUUUCAUCAAGUUCAUCACACUCAUCCAGCUGCAGUCCAAGUAGCUCCAGUAGCAGUGAUUCCCGUGGCAAAUCCAGGAAGCAGUCUAAGAAAAGGAAAAAGGACAAACAACACAAAAAAAAGGGGAAGAAAGAAAAGCGGCAUAAACGAAAGAAAGACAAGAAAACUAAAGGAGAGGAGGACUCUGGACCUGUGCAGAUCUCGAAGUACCUGAAAGACAAGAAAAAGGGCAACUAUAGCAUGAUUUCAGGGAAGAAAAUUAAGAUGAAAGUCAAGAAAUCAAAAAAAGACAAACAGCGAGACAAAAAUCGAGCGGAACUAUUGGAGUUCCUGAACUCUACUCUGUGAUGUCACAGUGAACGUUGCUCAAGGUGUUGUCAGACCAGAACAGCAGUAAGAAACAACAACUUCAGAUCACAGUACAUCACAACUGAGGAUUGUUUGGGGAACGUGAUUACUUCACGUUGCAUCGACACACGGUGGCAGCACUGACCCAGCUGGAGAAGAAGUUUUUUGCGUCACAUUGGAAUGUGUCCUGUGCGCUUGUUUUGAGUUAUUCCAAUCAACAAAAGACUAUUUGAAAUGAGCUCAACUGCCAGAACAUGGACGUCUCAGCUAAGCAUGUGGUUAAUGUUGGGAUGCCUCUUUGAAGAACAAAUUACCAACAGACAGUUUAUCAAAGCUUAUCAAACACUGACAGUUCAACAAAUAUUUUUUUAUAAGUUGUAAUUUUAAUUAUUGUGAUGUGGCUAUCUACCACAACUGUACUUUUUGAAUUGGAAAGAAAGUCCAACAACAGAAAUGUAAAUUUUUCGUUCUUUCUUUCACCAAGUUUACCGUUACUCUCUGAUACAUUGAGGAUUCCUUACCGUAACCAUAGCACCAACAGUUGAAUGUGUAAACAGGAAGAUUUUCAUAACCUUUAUUAACUCAAUUUUAGACAUUACAGUCUCUCUCGAUUUCCACUGUCUAAACAAGGGAACAAAUGUGUUCUGUGUUCUAACAUGUCAAAUAUCAAUGUAACCGGUGUUCUUACUUCCAAACUGAUAUUUUUAGAAAUUUAACAAGACAGAGUUGCUAUAAACACCUCUUUGUAAAAUGUGAUAAGUGAAAAUUUUGUGUUGGAUUGUACCAAGUUUAGAAAAAGGACAAUAAAAUGCUGGAAAGAUUUAGAUGUAUGUCUAACGUGCCAAAACAAAUCCCUGUCGAUGUUUAGUGUAAUGUUUAUAAUUAUUAUAUUUUCAUCAGAACUGCGUUAUCUGUGGCGGGUAUUCAAUUUUGGCACAAAAGGUACUCGUGGUAAUGUCAAGUGUUGCGUAAAGCUCUUUACCGACGCUGCGUGUUAAAAUAAAGCAGAAACCUAAUGUGACUAGA
Molecule: messenger RNA, 1701 nt
Organism: Cynoglossus semilaevis (tongue sole)
Lineage: Eukaryota; Metazoa; Chordata; Actinopteri; Pleuronectiformes; Cynoglossidae
Product: pinin
Exons: 7
Coding region: 163-675 (170 amino acids)
Source: RefSeq, a predicted model, not a curated record